This is a messenger RNA of Ostreococcus lucimarinus CCE9901, 6585 nucleotides long. RefSeq lists its product with no specific name. Lineage: Eukaryota; Viridiplantae; Chlorophyta; Mamiellophyceae; Mamiellales; Bathycoccaceae. The transcript has a single exon. Bases 1 to 6498 code for a protein of 2165 amino acids. The record is from RefSeq and is a predicted model, not a curated record.
AUGGCGGCGAGGUGGACGUCGAGGGAUGAGGCGACGCCGUUGUUGCGGUCGGAGAGGCGUCGCGAGGAGGUUUCCGGUGGAAUCUGGCGAUGGGGCGCGCGGGCGGCGUGCGCGGGGCUGGCGCUGAGCGCGCUGGGCGUCGGGUUAGGAGAGAGACCGACGAUCGUGCGCACGGUGGCGAGACAAGGGACCGUGGAAAGCGCGAACGACUUGGAUCUCAUCGAGUGGGUCGGACUUUCGCAGGGCAUGACGACGGACGGCAAACAGGGCUACCUCAAACGUACUCAAGGCGGGAACAACUGGGCAAGAGGCGCGUACAGCGCGCGCGCCAUCACGAAAGUUGGCGACGAGAUUCGCGGCAUUUCCGGCGACUGCAUGCGCACCGACAACAGGCACUUGCAGUUUGGCUUGUCGAGCACGCCCUUGGGCCACAGCCAAACGACCAUCGACUACGCCGUGUUCUGCAACGGCAAUCAGGUCCGAUUCCAAGAGAAGGGCGUGAACAAGUUCGAUGCCGGCGUCUUCGUCGCAGGUGAGACUUUCCAAGUGAUCGUGAACGACGCGGGCGCGAUUGAGUUCUACGUCGACGGCGAUCUCAAGUACACGAGCUUGACGUCGCCUUCUUUCCCGCUCUACGCGGACACGUCGUUUCACAACCACCUCGCAGAGCUCGCCAACGCGCGCUGGGUUCACAAGGUUGUCAAGGGCGCGAACGACUUGGCGGCCAUGGAGUUUGAAGACGCGGAAGGCGUCGAGUCUUCCGCGGGCCAAGUGACGCGCACAAUGGCAGGCAGUGGCUGGAACGUCGGCGCCACGAGCAAACGUGCCAUCACGAAGAUCGGCGACGAAGUGCGUGGCGUCUCCGCGGAUUGCGACCAAACGGACAAGUCCAUGAUGAUUGGCUUGAACUCUGGCUCGACGAACUCCGUCGACGAGGUGGUCGACUUCGGCAUUGUGUGCGACAACGGCGUGAUCCGCAUCUCCGAACACGGCGUCGUGCGCGACGGCGACUUUGGCGAUUACUUCGUCGGUGAGACGUUCCAAGUGGUCGUGCUCGACUCGGGCGUCGUCACGUACUACAAGGAUGGCGCGGCGUUUGCGACGUCUGAUGAGGCGCCUGCCUUCCCGCUCUACGCCACCGCGCGCUUCAACACUGCAGGCGCGUCUUUCUCUCGAGUCUCCUGGAUACAGACUGUCCACGAGGGUGCGAACGACUUGGAUCUCAUCGAGUGGGUCGGACUUUCGCAGGGCAUGACGACGGACGGCAAACAGGGCUACCUCAAACGUACUCAAGGCGGGAACAACUGGGCAAGAGGCGCGUACAGCGCGCGCGCCAUCACGAAAGUCGGCGACGAGAUUCGCGGCAUUUCCGGCGACUGCAUGCGCACCGACAACAGGCACUUGCAGUUUGGCUUGUCGAGCACGCCCUCGGGCCACAGCCAAACGACCAUCGACUACGCCGUGUUCUGCAACGGCAAUCAGGUCCGAUUCCAAGAGAAGGGCGUGAACAAGUUCGAUGCCGGCGUCUUCGUCGCGGGUGAGACUUUCCAAGUGAUCGUGAACGACGCGGGCGCGAUUGAGUUCUACGUCGACGGCGAUCUCAAGUACACGAGCUUGACGUCGCCUUCUUUCCCGCUCUACGCGGACACGUCGUUUCACAACCACCUCGCAGAGCUGGCCAACGCGCGCUGGGUUCACAAGGUUGUCAAGGGCGCGAACGACUUGGCGGCCAUGGAGUUUGAAGACGCGGAAGGCGUCGAGUCUUCCGCGGGCCAAGUGACGCGCACAAUGGCAGGCAGUGGCUGGAACGUCGGCGCCACGAGCAAACGUGCCAUCACGAAGAUCGGCGACGAAGUGCGUGGCGUCUCCGCGGAUUGCGACCAAACGGACAAGUCCAUGAUGAUUGGCUUGAACUCUGGCUCGACGAACUCCGUCGACGAGGUGGUCGACUUCGGCAUUGUGUGCGACAACGGCGUGAUCCGCAUCUCCGAACACGGCGUCGUGCGCGACGGCGACUUUGGCGAUUACUUCGUCGGUGAGACGUUCCAAGUGGUCGUGCUCGACUCGGGCGUCGUCACGUACUACAAGGAUGGCGCGGCGUUUGCGACGUCUGAUGAGGCGCCUGCCUUCCCGCUCUACGCCACCGCGCGCUUCAACACUGCAGGCGCGUCUUUCUCUCGAGUCUCCUGGAUACAGACUGUCCACGAGGGUGCGAACGACUUGGAUCUCAUCGAGUGGGUCGGACUUUCGCAGGGCAUGACGACGGACGGCAAACAGGGCUACCUCAAACGUACUCAAGGCGGGAACAACUGGGCAAGAGGCGCGUACAGCGCGCGCGCCAUCACGAAAGUCGGCGACGAGAUUCGCGGCAUUUCCGGCGACUGCAUGCGCACCGACAACAGGCACUUGCAGUUUGGCUUGUCGAGCACGCCCUCGGGCCACAGCCAAACGACCAUCGACUACGCCGUGUUCUGCAACGGCAAUCAGGUCCGAUUCCAAGAGAAGGGCGUGAACAAGUUCGAUGCCGGCGUCUUCGUCGCGGGUGAGACUUUCCAAGUGAUCGUGAACGACGCGGGCGCGAUUGAGUUCUACGUCGACGGCGAUCUCAAGUACACGAGCUUGACGUCGCCUUCUUUCCCGCUCUACGCCGACACGUCGUUUCACAACCACCUCGCAGAGCUGGCCAACGCGCGCUGGGUUUACCGAAUCAUUGAAGGUGCCGAUGACCUUGAGCCUGUUGAGUUCCUUCUACCUGAGAAUGCGACUCUUACACCUGGAUCUCUCGCUCACGUGUUGAGUGAAGAGGCGGCAAAACGCAUCGAAGAAGCUUCAUUACUUGCUUUCGCAACGAGUCGUUCAUCAAUUCGCGGUUGGAAUGACACCAAAAAAGGCGUGUCUGCCGAUUGUUCCGACAACAAGUCACAGAUGAUGUUUGGACUCAUGGUGCAAGGUGAUCAAGAUGCUCAGUUGAAUGAAACCGCUGCGAAUGAAACCGCUACUGCUCCGGCGCAGACGAACCUGUCCUUUGCGAUAUACUGUGAUGCCGGAACGUUGCGUCUCCUUGAAGAUGGAGUUGUCAUCAAAACAAUCGAGCCACAUCGACGUCCCGAGCCGAAUACACCACAUGGGAUUGAAGGCCAACUUCAAGUCCCGACCCCGGAGAACGAUGCUCAAGGUCCACCGCCUUCAACACAUCUUGGUACUUCGCCAGACUUGGCACUUGAUUCAUUGGAUAGUGAUUCACCCGAAUACAUAAAUGACCAACACAAUGCGUCAGCCUUCCAAAGGCACGAGCGCAUUGUCGAGCCUCCUUCGGCGUACAGCCCUGGAGAGACAUUUUCUAUCGUCAUCAACGAGCAUGGUGUCAUCGAGUAUCUGCAAAAUGGUAAUGUUCUUCAUGUCAGCACUAAAAGUGUUGAAUUCCCUCUUUACUCCCAGGCUCGAAUCUUCACCGAAGGUGCGAAGCUAAGCCACAUGCAUUGGCUAAACAUGAUGGACUUUGAAACAGUCCAGCGAUGUGAAGUGUCACACGGCGACGUGUACUUGCCGGUUACACCUGAAAAAAUGGACAUUGUGCGCUCGACAAGUAAACGCGCCGUAACUAAAAUUUAUGACGAAGUUCGCGGUAUUUCUGCGGAUUGCAGUGACACAACAACGAAAAUGAUAUUCGGUUUGAGCAGCGCUCAUUACACACCCUCGGAUGGCGAUGCUAUUGAGUAUGCCGUUGGUUGCAAUGCCGGAACAAUGGAAGUUUACGAAGACGGUGAGCUUAUGGCCACGAUCGGAACAUACCUCGCGGGAGAAACGUUCCAGGUCGCAUUUAAUGACGAGGGUAUCGUUCACUAUUAUAAAGAAGGACAUUCUGUCUACAAUAGUAGCAGAGAACCGAUCUUCCCAUUGUUUGCCGAUGGAUACGUUGAUGAAGGUGGAGGACACCUCGAAAAUGUGAAGUGGAUAAAAGUUGUUCAUAAAGGUUCACGGGAUCUCGAUCUCAUCGAGUGGGUCGGACUUUCGCAGGGCAUGACGACGGACGGCAAACAGGGCUACCUCAAACGUACUCAAGGCGGGAACAACUGGGCAAGAGGUGCGUACAGCGCGCGCGCCAUCACGAAAGUCGGCGACGAGGUUCGCGGCAUUUCCGGCGACUGCAUGCGCACCGACAACAGGCACUUGCAGUUUGGCUUGUCGAGCACGCCCUCGGGCCACAGCCAAACGACCAUCGACUACGCCGUGUUCUGCAACGGCAAUCAGGUCCGAUUCCAAGAGAAGGGCGUGAACAAGUUCGAUGCCGGCGUCUUCGUCGCGGGUGAGACUUUCCAAGUGAUCGUGAACGACGCGGGCGCGAUUGAGUUCUACGUCGACGGCGAUCUCAAGUACACGAGCUUGACGUCGCCUUCUUUCCCGCUCUACGCGGACACGUCGUUUCACAACCACCUCGCAGAGCUGGCCAACGCGCGCUGGGUUCACAAGGUUGUCAAGGGCGCGAACGACUUGGCGGCCAUGGAGUUUGAAGACGCGGAAGGCGUCGAGUCUUCCGCGGGCCAAGUGACGCGCACAAUGGCAGGCAGUGGCUGGAACGUCGGCGCCACGAGCAAACGUGCCAUCACGAAGAUCGGCGACGAAGUGCGUGGCGUCUCCGCGGAUUGCGACCAAACGGACAAGUCCAUGAUGAUUGGCUUGAACUCUGGCUCGACGAACUCCGUCGACGAGGUGGUCGACUUCGGCAUUGUGUGCGACAACGGCGUGAUCCGCAUCUCCGAACACGGCGUCGUGCGCGACGGCGACUUUGGCGAUUACUUCGUCGGUGAGACGUUCCAAGUGGUCGUGCUCGACUCGGGCGUCGUCACGUACUACAAGGAUGGCGCGGCGUUUGCGACGUCUGAUGAGGCGCCUGCCUUCCCGCUCUACGCCACCGCGCGCUUCAACACUGCAGGCGCGUCUUUCUCUCGAGUCUCCUGGAUACAGACUGUCCACGAGGGUGCGAACGACUUGGAUCUCAUCGAGUGGGUCGGACUUUCGCAGGGCAUGACGACGGACGGCAAACAGGGCUACCUCAAACGUACUCAAGGCGGGAACAACUGGGCAAGAGGCGCGUACAGCGCGCGCGCCAUCACGAAAGUCGGCGACGAGAUUCGCGGCAUUUCCGGCGACUGCAUGCGCACCGACAACAGGCACUUGCAGUUUGGCUUGUCGAGCACGCCCUCGGGCCACAGCCAAACGACCAUCGACUACGCCGUGUUCUGCAACGGCAAUCAGGUCCGAUUCCAAGAGAAGGGCGUGAACAAGUUCGAUGCCGGCGUCUUCGUCGCGGGUGAGACUUUCCAAGUGAUCGUGAACGACGCGGGCGCGAUUGAGUUCUACGUCGACGGCGAUCUCAAGUACACGAGCUUGACGUCGCCUUCUUUCCCGCUCUACGCGGACACGUCGUUUCACAACCACCUCGCAGAGCUGGCCAACGCGCGCUGGGUUCACAAGGUUGUCAAGGGCGCGAACGACUUGGCGGCCAUGGAGUUUGAAGACGCGGAAGGCGUCGAGUCUUCCGCGGGCCAAGUGACGCGCACAAUGGCAGGCAGUGGCUGGAACGUCGGCGCCACGAGCAAACGUGCCAUCACGAAGAUCGGCGACGAAGUGCGUGGCGUCUCCGCGGAUUGCGACCAAACGGACAAGUCCAUGAUGAUUGGCUUGAACUCUGGCUCGACGAACUCCGUCGACGAGGUGGUCGACUUCGGCAUUGUGUGCGACAACGGCGUGAUCCGCAUCUCCGAACACGGCGUCGUGCGCGACGGCGACUUUGGCGAUUACUUCGUCGGUGAGACGUUCCAAGUGGUCGUGCUCGACUCGGGCGUCGUCACGUACUACAAGGAUGGCGCGGCGUUUGCGACGUCUGAUGAGGCGCCUGCCUUCCCGCUCUACGCCACCGCGCGCUUCAACACUGCAGGCGCGUCUUUCUCUCGAGUCUCCUGGAUACAGACUGUCCACGAGGGUGCGAACGACUUGGAUCUCAUCGAGUGGGUCGGACUUUCGCAGGGCAUGACGACGGACGGCAAACAGGGCUACCUCAAACGUACUCAAGGCGGGAACAACUGGGCAAGAGGCGCGUACAGCGCGCGCGCCAUCACGAAAGUCGGCGACGAGAUUCGCGGCAUUUCCGGCGACUGCAUGCGCACCGACAACAGGCACUUGCAGUUUGGCUUGUCGAGCACGCCCUCGGGCCACAGCCAAACGACCAUCGACUACGCCGUGUUCUGCAACGGCAAUCAGGUCCGAUUCCAAGAGAAGGGCGUGAACAAGUUCGAUGCCGGCGUCUUCGUCGCGGGUGAGACUUUCCAAGUGAUCGUGAACGACGCGGGCGCGAUUGAGUUCUACGUCGACGGCGAUCUCAAGUACACGAGCUUGACGUCGCCUUCUUUCCCGCUCUACGCGGACACGUCGUUUCACAACCACCUCGCAGAGCUCGCCAACGCGCGCUGGAUUUCGGCCGUACCGACGCCAGCCUGAGCAAUAAAUAAUACCCCCGCCGUAAGUUAUACUUGCGCAGUUAACAGAGAUGAACCAAAAAAAUCGAAAAAUUGAAAAGAGUCAAAC